UAUCCCAGAGGCAAUUACUGAGACCUUGUGAAUGAGACGAAUCGACUUUUGUGUGAGCGUUGUGUUCCUCUCUCACCUCUCAGCUCUACACCCGGCCCCUCACCUCUCACACAACCCUCUGUCUCCCUCACCUCUCAUUUAGCCUUGAGGGGCCAGGAAACCCCUCACAGCGCCUCUAGAUAAGGAAUCAUGUAUGGGCGGCAGGCAUGGGUGGGUGUAUCGUGGGCGUGUGUGCUAUGGGCGUGGUUGGCUACGGACGUGUCAGCGGCUCCAGCAUCUAAAAAUAAAGGGAAUUCUACAAUGGUAACAGUGCCGUCAGACUUGCUGAUACAGUUACUGGACGUCAGCAGGUCGUUACAGAAGUUACUACCAGCUGAUACCCCCAUCCCCCUGCUUGAUGUCAGCCCCGAGGAAGUACUGGCUCGGGUUAACGACGAAGGACCAAACUCACUGUUAACUCUGGCUCUACGUCACCACGCUCUACUGCAACAACGUAACGAAGAUUUACUCACCCAACAAGGUCGUUGUACUGCCCAGAUCGAGGCACUACAGGAGGAUAAACAAGAACUCCGUCUACAGCUACAGGAUUGCAAGAAAAAACUACAGUACCUUCAGAAAGGCCCUACAGAUAUCCUACCUCCUACAGACAGCGCCAAACCUACAGAUACUACAGAGGAUGUUAAAAAAGGCGUUAAAAUAGAUGAUUUAUGUCCUUGUAGAGAGAAUUUAACAGAAGCACAGUUGGAAGAGAGGAAUUUUGUAGGAUUGGAUUGUGUCUGUGAGAACGUGACCAUACUUCCCAAGACCACACCUGCUCCUGUGUUGUUGGGUACUGGGUCAAGAGUGAAGGACUGCGCCGGUCAUCAGACUGAAGGGGCGACCGAGAGUGGAAUGUAUGAAAUUUACCCAUCAGAGUGUCGAGCAGUGAGGGUGUGGUGUGAUCUAGAGACAGACGGGGGUGGGUGGACUGUGUUCCUCAACAGACAGGAGCAGCCACACCAGGAGAACUUCACUAAGGCUUGGGACUCAUAUAAACACGGCUUUGGUGAUGUCAACAAUGAGUACUGGCUUGGUAACGACGUCCUGCAUCAGUUGACAGCCAAAGACUCCCACGUGCUGAGAGUUGAUGCAGAGGACUUCAAUGGCGGCCGCAGAUGGGGCGUGUGGGGCCGCUUCCGGGUGGAGGACGAGGAGCACAAGUACAAGUUACUCGCUGUCAUGUACUCAUCCAAUAGUACUCUGGGAGACGGACUACUCUGGCACAGCGGGAUGCACUUCUCAACCGUUGACAGAGACAAUGAUAAACACAAGGGUAGCUGCGCCCACGAGUACAAGGGUGGGUGGUGGUACAACGUCUGCCACAAUGCCAAUCCAACAGGUAUUCUCACCAACUCAGAUGACUUCGACUCUGUUGGCUGGGUCUACUGGAACCCUCGACAGUAUAAAUGGGCGAGCCUACGGUAUCUCCAGAUGAAGAUCAGACCACAAAAUUUCGGCUCUCCUAAUCCUUCCAAUCGUCCUGGGGAUUGUAACGGCGAUUAGAUGAGAGAUUGGAACCUAAUCUAAACCCAUCCAAGACACUACAGCUACAAGAGAAGUCGGCAAUCUGCAUCACGAUUAGGACUCCAAUCAUUACGGUUCGAAUUCUUGUGUCUUGAGUCGCCUCUUCUAAUCUUUUGUAUUGGUUGAUAAUCCUUAACUCUAAUUGGCCAUUCCCUAGUUAAUGAGAUUAGAUGCACUAACUACCAGUCCCCAAUCACCAUUAGAUUGUGAUUAGAUAUGUAACUACCAUACUCCGAUCUUUACUGCCAUGAUUAGAUGUGAUUAGUACCAUAAUUAGGUGAUUAGUACCAUAAAUAGGUGAUUAGUACCAUAAUUAGGUGAUUAGUAUCAUAAUUUGGUGCUUAGUGCCGUGAUUAGAUGAUUGGUACAGUAAUUAGGUGAUUAGUACCAUAAUUAGGCGUUUAGUACCAUGAUUAGGUGGUUAGUGCUAUGAUUCAUGCCUCACUACCAUACUCCAAUCUUUACUGCCAUAAUUAGAUGUGAUUAUUACCAUAAUUAGGUGAUUAGUUCCAUGAUUCAUGCGUCACUACCAUGCUUAAAUCUUCAUUACUGUAGUUCAUAAUAGAUCGCUACCAGAACCCUACGUCUCACUGCCAUAGUUAUUGAUGUUAUUGUGUAUUAAUCCACCAUUAUCUACCAUGAUUAGUUAGUAUACAUACCAUAAUUACCAUACAUACAUAUACAAACUCUAUGUGAAUAUCCCAGUGUUACUAAAACUUAACCUGAUCUAACCUGUUAAUUUAUGUCUGUAUGGAUGUGUAUUAAUGCACAUAAAUAUACGUGUUGUGUAUGUAUAUGUAUA
This is a messenger RNA of Homarus americanus (American lobster), 2365 nucleotides long. Its product is annotated as fibrinogen C domain-containing protein 1-like. The record is from RefSeq and is a predicted model, not a curated record. Bases 190 to 1542 code for a protein of 450 amino acids. Lineage: Eukaryota; Metazoa; Arthropoda; Malacostraca; Decapoda; Nephropidae. The transcript is spliced from 9 exons.